Messenger RNA from Hyposmocoma kahamanoa, 2368 nucleotides. It is a transcript of the gene NetA, whose product is annotated as netrin-B-like. The transcript has 7 exons. NCBI's taxonomy places the organism in Eukaryota, Metazoa, Arthropoda, Insecta, Lepidoptera, Cosmopterigidae. The record is from RefSeq and is a predicted model, not a curated record. Gene Ontology annotation, molecular function: protein binding. Bases 93 to 1940 code for a protein of 615 amino acids.
GUGGUUUCCGAUCCGAGCGGACGCAUCGCCGCUCUCCUUCCGUGCCCGGACAAACUUUACGCGAGUGCUGUGAGUGAGUGUGGAAGCGCGAUAUGCCGCGAGCCGCCCGCGCCGCCGCGGCCGUGUUCGCGUGCGCGGUGCUGUCGAUGGUCGCCGCCGCAGCACCGCCCGACCCUUGUUACGAGGAUGGCCGUCCGCGUCGCUGCAUCCCCGACUUCGUCAACGCCGCCUUCGGUGCUCCCGUGUUGGCCUCGUCCGUCUGUGGCCGCCGCGGCCCCGAGCGCCUCUGCGACCCUCCCGGCGACCAACCUGUCGAAAAUGCUUGCCGCGUCUGCGACGCCGCGAGAUCCGAUCGCCGCCAUCCGUCGACCCACCUCACCGAUUUGAACAACCCGCAUGACGUCACCUGCUGGCGAUCCGCUGCUCUCCCUCCCGCCUCCUACGACUCCCCUCCGGACAACGUUUCCCUCACCCUAUCCCUCGGGAAGAAGUACGAGCUGACUUAUGUCAGUUUACAGUUCUGUCCGAAAGCUGCUCGGCCUGACUCCGUUGCCGUUUACAAGAGUGCCGAUUACGGCGUGACAUGGCAACCUUUUCAAUUUUACUCGAGCCAGUGCCGGAGAGUGUAUGGGCGCCCGAACAAAGCCACCGUGACUGCUGCUAAUGAGCAGGAGGCCAGGUGCUCGGAUUCGCACAGAUUAGCCGGGGAUAGUGCGGGUGGCGCUCGACUCGCUUUUAGCACGCUCGAGGGUCGCCCCAGUGCAGCUAGUUUCGAUGUGUCGCCGGUUCUGCAAGAUUGGGUGACGGCUACCGAUGUGAGGGUGGUGUUCAAUCGGUUGCACAUGGUAAACGAGGGGGAUGAGGUGGAUAGCAAAAAGCAAGCGGCUGCCGGUACGCAGCAUUAUGCCGUGUCCGAUUUCGCGGUGGGCGGUCGGUGCAAGUGCAACGGGCACGCGUCGCGAUGCAUCCCAAUGAAGUCGACCGAGGAAGGCGGCUCGGGCGCCGGCGUGACGCAGCUGUCGUGCGACUGCAAGCACAACACCGCUGGCCGUGACUGCGAGAGAUGCAAGCCCUUCCACUUCGACCGACCCUGGGGACGAGCCACUGCUAGAGACGCUAAUGAAUGCAAAGAAUGCAAUUGUAACGGGCAUGCUCGCCGCUGUCGGUUCAACAUGGAACUCUAUAAGCUGUCAGGACGGGCCAGCGGCGGCGUCUGUCUCAAAUGCCGUCACUACACAGCCGGUCGGCAUUGCCACUACUGCAGAGAGGGUUAUUACCGCGACCCUACGAAGCCUAUUACCCACAAGAAGGCAUGCAAACCAUGCGACUGCCAUCCAGUAGGAGCGAGUGGGAAGACCUGCAACCAGACAUCGGGGCAGUGCCCAUGCAAGGACGGCGUCACCGGCACCACCUGCAACCGCUGCGCGAAAGGCUACCAGCAGAGUCGAAGCCACAUCGCACCCUGCAUACGUAUUCCUCGGGUGGUGACAGCUGUGCAGGCUAUAGAAGCGAUGGAGGGCGAGCCGGGCCGCGCAGCGGAUCAGUGCGGCCGGUGCCGCGCGGGCGCACGCACUCUAAACCUCCACAAGUACUGCAGCCGAGACUACGUCAUAAUGGGCAAGGUGGUAGGUCGCGAGGCGGGCACCGGCGGCGAAUGGAUGCGGCUGACGCUGAGCGUGCAAGCCGUGUACAAGCGCGCGCCGCGCAGCCGUCUGCGCAGAGGCACCACGCAGCUCUUCGUGCGCGCGCACGACCUCGCCUGCAAGUGCCCUAAGAUGAAGCUCAACAAGUCGUACCUAAUCCUAGGAGUGGAAAAAGAGGGAUCAUCGGCCGGGCUUCCAGGCUUAACAGUAGGGGACAAGACCUUGCUCCUGGAGUGGCGUGACGACUGGCACCGACGCAUUCGUCGCCUCCAGCGCCGCGCCAUCAACUGCCAUUAGCUCACGCAGAAAAAAAAACAACCAACCGAACCGUGCGAACAGCCAAUGUUAAGAAAGCAACAAAAACCUGUGGGAAUAUUUUCACGGGUCGAUACGUGUUCUUGUUAUAAUGAUCUUAAAAUUAUUCCGUCUUGUUCCGUGAAAAUGUAAGUAGAUUAACUAUAACUGCCAAUAUACCGUGCUGUACUAUCUUUAUAAUGAAUUACAAUAAUGCCUAGUCGGGUUUUAGGGGUAACGUAUUGUUCGGAUAAAUUUAUUAUAUUUCGAACGCUAUUGUAACUCAGAAAGAUAUUUAUCAUUCUACAUCGUACAAUUAUUAUAAUAGUCGAUUAAAUUUUGAAUUUAUUCUGAAAGAUAAAAAAUAAAGAAUGUGUAAGUUUCUGCUUAUAACUUUCAUUUUAUUAAAUUUGGAUAAACCUAAAUAAACA